Messenger RNA from Sturnus vulgaris (Common starling), 1697 nucleotides. Lineage: Eukaryota; Metazoa; Chordata; Aves; Passeriformes; Sturnidae. The record is from RefSeq and is a predicted model, not a curated record.
AUGGCGGAGGAGGCGGCGGUCUCUGAGGCGGCGUUCAGCCUGCAGAGCAUUACCAUAACUGAUGAGGCCAAAGAUGAUUAUCAGUAUGAAGAGGUUUCAGCAGAUGAUGAGAUCAGUCUUCAUGAAGAUGAUGAGGAUCUGUCCAAAGCUUUGCAGAAUGUUCAAGAGCAGACUGAAAAUGCCCACGUUUUAGCUUUGCAGUCGGUUCUGACUUCUAAGAAAUCGGUAUCAGAAACACCUCAAGCAAUGGAUGACUUCUUCUGUAAUUUCCUGGUCAGACUGGGAAUGUCUAGAACCCUUGACUGCUUCCAGACUGAAUGGUAUGAACUCAUUGAGAGAGGUCUGCUCACAGUUGAGGCUGCUGGGCUGGUUCCAGAUGUGUACACCCGCAACCAGCAACUGGAGGCUGAGAAUGUGAGCUUGAAGAAAGAUCUGGAAAACUACAAACACUCUGUCAAUAAAAAAGAAGAGGCUCUGCUAAAAAUGCAGAGAGAACGAGAUUUCCAUCGAAUGCAUCAUAACCGAGUGGUGCAGGAGAAAAACAGGCUGAUUUCUGACAUGAAAAGGCUGAAGGCACAUUAUGCAUCCUAUGAACCAGUGCUGAAGCAGCUGUCAGAAAAAUACCAGAAUUCACUGACACAGAAAAUGUUAACCAGUUUGGAGAGAGACAAAGCAAUGGGGCAGGUUACAGGUUUGCAGGCUGCCUUAGAAAGUUUAGAGUCCGGAUAUAAUAAGCAGAUCCCUGAGACAAAAGUAGGCCAUGAUUGUACAAGGAAGAAAGGAUUUGAAGGUCCCACCCAGAAAGCUCUUCGGGAAGCCAGGCAGCAAAAAUUCCAUGUUGUUGCAAGCUCUUCCUGUGGUCCAGAUGAUGAUGCAGAGAAGAAGAAAAGCAGGAGAGAUCUAAAGGAUUCAGAGUUCCCUGUUGAUGCUGAAGGGAUCCCGUACUUGGAGCAGGCUAAAGAGCACACUCAGCCCCUGAAAUCUGGGCAGUAUGAACUGAGCAGCAUUUUGAAGGUGCACGACUUUGCAGUGAGCUGCUUGGCUGUACACCCCCAAAAAAAAAUAGUGCUGAGCGGUGGCGAUGACCGCCUGUGGAAGACGUGGGGCUUCCCUGAUGGCAACAUCCUCCUGACAGGGGAAGGGCACACGGAUUGGCUCUCAGGAUGCUGCUUCAGGCCCAGUGGCACCCAGCUGGUGACAUCGAGCGGGGACACCACGGUGAGGAUCUGGGACCUGUCGAGGCGCGGCUGCAUCCUGACCCUGCGGGGCCAUUCCCGUGCUGUCCGGGGCUGCUCCUGGCACUCCUGCGGGGACUUCGUGGCCUCUGCCUCCAUGGAUGGCACCAGCAAAAUCUGGGAUGUUAACAGUGAGAGGUGCAGAUACACCCUGCGUGGCCACGAGGACUCGGUCAACAGCAUCGAGUUCCUGCCCUUCUCCAGCACCGUCCUCACCAGCUCUGCUGACAAGACCUUGUCUCUCUGGGAUGUCAGAACUGGUCUUCGUGUUUACACAUUCCAGGGUCACGUGCAUUCCUGUAAUCAUGCUACAUUCAACAAGAAGGUAAGUUGUGCAUGCAAAUUUCCUUUUUCUCUUCCCUUUAACCAUCAUGUUCCUUGCUCUGGCCCAUACUGUCCUGCUCCUUGGUGACACAGAGAGCUCUGGGGCUGAUUCAGAAUCAGUGGUGGCUCAGAGUGGCC